This is a messenger RNA of Drosophila ananassae, 2203 nucleotides long. It is a transcript of the gene Deaf1, whose product is annotated as deformed epidermal autoregulatory factor 1. NCBI's taxonomy places the organism in Eukaryota, Metazoa, Arthropoda, Insecta, Diptera, Drosophilidae. Gene Ontology annotation, cellular component: nucleus. The transcript has 4 exons. The record is from RefSeq and is a predicted model, not a curated record. Bases 376 to 2136 code for a protein of 586 amino acids. Gene Ontology annotation, molecular function: DNA binding; DNA-binding transcription factor activity, RNA polymerase II-specific. Gene Ontology annotation, biological process: regulation of transcription by RNA polymerase II.
CACUAUCGAUAACUGCAACGCGCACGGCAACUCUAGUUAUCAUGAGGAAGAAGAGGAGGAUAUCAACUUUUGGAGACGAAAUUUUGUAAAGUUUAGCUUAAAAAAUGUAAAUUGCAAUGAACUAAGCUCUGUAAAUAGUGCAAUGCAACGUAAACGUACACAACACGCACUGCGCAUGUGAACGGGGUGCGCGGGAAAAAGCGGAUCGCGCCGCAACGGCAACAUCAGAAAUAACAACAACAACAACACAGUUAAAUCGUAUCCAAUUGCAAGUUGCAUUCGCAACUAGAUGCAUCUUAUAGCAUAAAACCCAAAUACUAGUUAGCCAAACAAGUGAAAGUGAUAAAGAGUGCGCGCCUGGCACAGCGAUAUAAUAUGGAACAGGUCGACUCCUCAACCGAGCUGCACCUGAAUAGGAAAGAUCUAGCCGCGCUGACCGACGACGUGCGCGACGUUGUGAAGGAAGAGGUGAUACUAGAGAGUCCGGGCCAUCACCACAAUCACCAUCAGUUGGACUCAAAGGUUCGCAUGGUCACAUCCUCCUCGAACGACAACAGCGGCAGCGGCGGCGGUGCUUCUGGCGGCGGAGCAGGCGGUCCUGGUACUGCGGGAGGCGGCGGAGGCGUUGUAUCUGUUCCAGUCUCACUGCCCAUCGGAUCAAUGAUAACCGGCACCACCUUUAAUGUGAUCACGCCCGACCAGCUGCCCCACUUUAAGCCGAUGCUGUGCGUCGAUAACAAUGGCUACCUGUCUGGCAGCACAGUCAGUAUGGGCAACGACCUCAAGACGAUCGUUAUCCAGCAGCAGACGCAGCCCGGUGCCGGCGGUGGUGGAGCUGGUGGCGGCGGGAACGGCGGCGCCAACAGUGCAGGCACCAACACAACCGCCACCAAUACCAUCGGUCUCAAUCACGAUGGCUCCGGGAGCAACAACAGCCACGACAGCCUUGCCACACUGGAGCACACGCACACUGGGGCAGGUAAUGGCGGGGCCGGUGGAGGCGGCGGCGGCGGCAAUACAGGCUCCACCGGCUGGCAAGAGAACUCGUCCACCCAGCACAUGGAGGUCUUCCAGAUCCGAUGCAAAACCACCUGCGCCGAGCUCUACCGCAGCAAGCUGGGAUCCGGCGGUCGUGGACGGUGCGUUAAAUACAAGGAUAAAUGGCACACGCCCAGUGAAUUCGAGCAUAUAUGCGGCCGGGGCUCUAGCAAGGAUUGGAAGAGAUCCAUUAAGUACGGAGGGAAGUCGCUUCAGUCCCUCAUAGACGAGGGAACGCUCACGCCGCACGCGACCAACUGCAGCUGCACGGUCUGCUGUGACGACGAAGCAGGUGAGUCAGCAUCCGGUCCAGUGCGUCUCUUCACGCCCUACAAGCGACGGAAGCGAAAUCAAACCGAUCUCGACAUGGAGCCUGGACCAAAACGCAAGAGGAAUACCCAUCACAGCAACAACAACAAUAGCAACACUAACAACAACAAUACGAGCGGAAGCGGCGCCAACAACAGUGUCGACGUUUCUGCUGCUGUAGCAGCGGCAACUGCCAAUGUUGUGGACGAGAAUAACAUGUUCCUGGAGGAGAACAUCACGUCAAAGGACGAACCGUGGGCGGAAUUGAACGACAGCCUGGGCACCUCCACCGAACUGGUCGACCAGUCGCAGAUGGGGAAUACCUACGAGCGCGAAACGUAUGUGGUGAACAUUAACGACGGGUCCUCCAUCGCCGUCCUGGACACUAGCCAAUCGUUGAAAAACAUUGAGCACGUCUACUGCACAAUGGUGAAGGCGACCAACGACUUCAAGCGCCUGCUGAACGACAUGAAACAGACCUACGAGCGCCGCAUAGAGGUCCUGCAAAAGGAGCGCGACGCAGCGGUGAGUGCGAUGCGUGUCCAGGUGCACGCCGAUAUCGACGAUCCCAAUAUAUCUGGCUCCCUGCAUGGCAACGAGAUCAUAUCCGCAAAGAAGUGCGCCAACUGUAAUCGAGAAGCUCUGGCAGAAUGCUCCCUGUGCCGGAAGACGCCGUAUUGUUCAGAAUUCUGCCAGCGCAAGGAUUGGAAUGCUCAUCAGGUGGAGUGCACAAGAAAUCCACAAACGACAACGCAACAGGUUAUGCUGUUGAUCGAUGAUCAGUCCUAAGGAACGUAACGAAUUGUACAUACAAAUUUUACUACUAAAUAAUACGAUUAUAUAAAGUUCCCCUCAA